AUGCCCGACGCCUUUGGCAUGCCAUUCAGGACAGAACAAUCAGCUCCAAGAUUCACCGACGACACUUGCAGAGUUUUUGCAUAUUUGCAAACCAUAGAUCAACUUGGACAAAAGCUCAAUUUGUCGGACAUUCAGCUCAUUCAGUAUGCUAUUAAGUAUAACUGGUCCACAGAUAAAUCGCUAUGGGCAGGAUGCCCCAAAGCCAAAGGAACAUCUUGGUUAGACUUUGCUAACGAAAUUUUGUGGUGUUAUCCAGAACAAGGCAUAGAUAAGUAUGUCCGACCCGACCCUCCGAAGUCUGAGAUAUCCGGACCCGACGGACCCGAUGAAUCUGAAGAUUAUGAAGUUUGGACGCUUCAAUCAGAAAGUCAUGAAGACACGCCCGUGCAAGAACUCAUUGCUCAUGAAGUAGAAGUAUCUGCAUCCGAAGAUUUUAAUGCAACAUCCAACGCCCCAGAGGAAGUCCGAGUCUCCGAAAUUUUGGACUUGACCUUCGGACAUGUUCAGCUACCAUCGGAACAAUUGGAUUCAUUUGUCAAAGUCAUUUAUACGGAGAUACUAACACCAGAAGUCAUAGAAACAGAGCUAACACAUCUAGGAGACGACGGACCCGAAAUACCUGAAACGUCGGCCGAAGAUUUGUCUGAAAUUUUGGACAUUGAUAUUGGAGCUUUAGAUCACGAACUCGUUUUACCUUCUUCAGAUAGCACUGACCAUCUUGUCCACGCCGCAGCAUUCAUCUUAUUACUCACUGGUUAUAUCACUUGGUCUAGGUAUCAUUUUGAAUUGUCGCACCCGAAAGUCCGCACGUCAAUACCCGAAACACCUGAAACACAUUCUCCCAUCAUUCCGAAGAUAUACCCUGUUCACCCGCAGUUUCCCGUCAUAGUUUCAUCCUCCCGUCACCCGUCGCAUCAGACCCAAAAUGUCCAAAAUUAUCAUCCGGUUUACCAAUGCUUUCAAUACCCUCAUCCAUCGCACUCCCAGAUCGCAUUUUACCAGUAUGAAAGCCAACGAUGUCUUUACCUUAGGAAAAAGCUAUAG
Molecule: messenger RNA, 1044 nt
Organism: Suillus plorans
Lineage: Eukaryota; Fungi; Basidiomycota; Agaricomycetes; Boletales; Suillaceae
Exons: 1
Coding region: 1-1044 (347 amino acids)
Source: RefSeq, a predicted model, not a curated record